This is a messenger RNA of Labrus bergylta (ballan wrasse), 2405 nucleotides long. RefSeq names its product RAD21 cohesin complex component like 1 (gene rad21l1). The record is from RefSeq and is a predicted model, not a curated record. Lineage: Eukaryota; Metazoa; Chordata; Actinopteri; Labriformes; Labridae. Gene Ontology annotation, molecular function: chromatin binding; protein binding. Gene Ontology annotation, biological process: replication-born double-strand break repair via sister chromatid exchange; sister chromatid cohesion. Gene Ontology annotation, cellular component: meiotic cohesin complex.
CUCGAGGGGAUGUGCGCGCGCCGAUACGGUACUGUCAAAACGCGCCACUUUUAAAGUUAAGGUGACAGGCAGCUAUCUUUAAAUGUCAACAUGAUGUUCUACACCCAACUCUUCACGUCCAAGCGGGGGCCUCUAGCCAAGAUUUGGUUGGCAGCACACUGGGAGAGGAAACUCACAAAGGCCCAUGUAUUUGAAUGCAAUCUGGAGACAACCAUCAGAGAUAUAAUUUCUCCAAAGAUGAAAAUUGGUUUGCGGACAUCUGGUCAUCUGCUUAUUGGUGUGGUCAGGAUCUACUCCAAGAAAGCAAAGUAUCUCCUUGCAGACUGCAAUGACGCUCUGGUUAAAAUUAAGAUCGCAUUCCGGCCAGGUCAGACAGACAUGCCCGUGGAGGGGCUUGAGGCCACGAUAAAAGCUAUUACCUUGAUUGAAGAUUUCACAGCUUUUGAUGCCCAGCUGCCUGCUCCGAGCAACAAAGAUAUCGUCGACCACUUUUCACUGAACCAGUGUCGAACAGAAGAAAUCACUCUGAAAGAGGAAUUUGGAAGUGGCUUUCUGACCUUGGUAGAUUUUGGAGAUGAGUCCCAAAUCCACAAGAAUGGGCUGCUGGAUAUGAGCUUCCAGAGCCUGGUUCAUCAGGAGGAUACUUUUGGGGAUGAAGAUAGAGUAUUUGACUUACUCGAUUUCCUGAGAAACCCCAGUGAUCCUGAGUCCACCAACUUGAUCCCAGAAGAGCCUCAAAAUGAAAAUCCAGAGAUCCCUGCACUCAGUCGUCAACAAGAUGCUCAGAAAAUAGAGGUUGAGACCCCAACACUGAAUGAGACCACCCUGCUGACUAAUGCAGAGACAGCCUUUGCACUUGAUCCUGUGGCCAUCACUCCAAACUCAUCGAGGAAGAGGGGGAAGAGGAAACGCAAGUUGGUGGUAGACCAGAGGAAAGAGCUGAAGAGUGAAUUUAUGAGAGCGCAGCUCACUGACUAUUCAGAUCUGGUCACCCCGCUGGACAUGGCCCCGCCCACUCUGCCGCUCAUGCAGUGGAAGGAGAACGGAGGAGCAGCAAAACUCUUAACACAGCCAUGUUCCAGCAUAGCAGCUCCACAGAUAAAGGAGCUCUUUGCCAAGAGUGUAUUCCAGGUGAAACGUUCCAGUGUGUGUGAGGAGGCUGAGGUCAUGUGUCUGGAUGGACAAGAAUCUCAGAGGGACAUCAGUGCCCUCACAGAAAGCAUCAGUGCCGUAGAUUCAUCAAUGGAUCCUGAACAAGCACACAACACUGACCUGACGGUCCUUGCUCAAAUGAGUGACAGCCACAGUGAGGGACACGCAGAGCAUGCACAAGAUGAAAACAUGUUCGAGUUCACUCAGCCAGAACUUCCAUCAGAAGACUCCAUGUUUGUCCAUCCAUCUUUGAUGGAGCAGGAUACUCAGACAACUUCUGUCCUCACUCAGUCUAUGUUGGACAGCCAGGACUUUGAGGAGAGGAAGAUAACCAAGCGUGUACAGAAGCUUCUCAGCACUCUCAAAAGCAACAGCGACACCACGUUCAGUCUGAAGGCACUCUGUGAAGGUGGAAGUCGCUGGAAAGCCGCAACUACUUUCUUCUGCCUCCUGGUCCUGAAGAAGCAAAAUGCCCUUCACCUGCACCAGAGCGCACCGUAUGAGGACAUCUUUGCCACACAUGGACCAAAGUUCUAUGAUUAGACGAAGAUCAUAGAAAAUAUUUCAGAAAACGACAACUUAGGUUGAGGGGCAGUUUUUGUUCUACUUGAUCUGCCUCACUACAAGUAGCACAUGUUUGUGUACCUCUGUCAGUUUGAUUUGAAUUCCCUUGAAUAGAGUUAUCUGUAAAUAGUAUAAAUAACUUAAAAGGAACAAUCUCAAUUUUUAUUAAUGUCACACACAUUGGUAUGUUUUCUGUGUGUCUCUAAACUUGUUUGUUCUUGACACUUUUCAUUUGUGAAAAAUUCGGGGACGUAUAAAUGAAGGACUGUUGUCUAAACCUUGUUGUCAGACUGUUUUUAGUCUUUCCUGAUGUUAAACAGUUGCUGAUACUAGAUUUGAGUUAAACAACUCUAAGCAUUUUAAAACUACGUAUAAUUGUUGUUGCAUAAUGUUAUUGUUAAGUUCUUUCAGGAGUUAAAUUUCCUGUGUGUUCAGUUAGCGUUUUGUUCAACUUCCCCUUCUAUUUAUUGUUAACAUUUUUACAACCAAAAAAAGUUUAUUUAAAAUUUACUUUUAUCUAAGAGGGGACAGCUAGGCAGACAUUUCAUUAUAAGAAAGUUUUAAUACUGGUAUUAAUAACUUCUGUAUUACAAAGUUGUUUUAAAUGUCGACUUAAAUAUCUCGUACCUAUUUGAAAUCUAACCAACUGAAUAUAACUAGAUUGUUUUUGUUACUUCAGUUUGGGAUAU